AUGGGCGUGUCUGCCAUCAGGGUCGCAGGCUGUAUCGCCGCCACGUACAGCCAGCGUCGUCUGGUUGGAGACGCGGAAAAGCUGCCCAUCAUGCAGUUCAGCACGCAACAGCGACCGAUCCUGAAAGCGCUAGCGCACGGAGAAGUCUUGCAUGCCUACGCGAAGUGGAGCGUUGGCGAAUUUAUGAAUCCGAGGCAUAACGCCGACGUCCGCAGAGGGAUCGCCACUGCCUUCAAGGUGCUGGUGGUCCGGUCGUCUCGUCUGCUCUCGGAGCUAGCGGAGCGAUGCGGCUGGCAAGGAUUGUACGCGCAUAACCAGAUAAGCGAACUCGCGUCGACCUUUCAGGGAAACUCCGUGGCCGAGGGCGAUACUCUGGUCAUCAGCAUCCGCCUAGCUUCCGAAAUCCUGAUGAACAAAUACCGCCUUCCACAGGCGACCGACCCGAAAAGACCUCUUGCGCUGUACGAGAACGGAAUACUCGAGGAGGCCGUGAGCCAAACGGCCCUUACAUCGAACCUGUCCCGUAGCAUCAGGGGCGCGUCCUACAAUGAUAGCGUUCUCCCCCGAUGUAGAGCGAUUGUGGAGGCCAUCGGACAGCGCAUGGCAUACGAGGCCGCGAAGGCGCAAGGUAACAUUGUUACUGAAGUGCUCGACUUAUUUGAGGCGUCUUGUAUCCAGGAAGAUUCCAGCUGGUUUGUCGAGCACGGCUACGGUACCCGGUCUAUGUUCUGGGACAAUGAGAAACGAGCAUAUGGCAGCCUUCUGCCCCUCUUGCCCUCGUUGGUGGACAGAGCAAAUGCGAAAGCAUACAUCACGGCCCCGUUGAUCGACGAGGCAUCCAGGAACGCAUUCAUCAAGGGGUUGCCGGCGUUUGGCGCCAGUAGGGAUGACGUUAUAGCAGAGCAGGCGCCAAAGUCGAGACUUUGA
Messenger RNA from Colletotrichum chrysophilum, 927 nucleotides. RefSeq lists its product as uncharacterized. Gene Ontology annotation, cellular component: peroxisome. The record is from RefSeq and is a predicted model, not a curated record. The transcript is spliced from 2 exons. NCBI's taxonomy places the organism in Eukaryota, Fungi, Ascomycota, Sordariomycetes, Glomerellales, Glomerellaceae. Gene Ontology annotation, molecular function: acyl-CoA oxidase activity; fatty acid binding; FAD binding. Bases 1 to 927 code for a protein of 308 amino acids. Gene Ontology annotation, biological process: lipid homeostasis; fatty acid beta-oxidation using acyl-CoA oxidase.